Molecule: messenger RNA, 3662 nt
Organism: Anastrepha obliqua
Lineage: Eukaryota; Metazoa; Arthropoda; Insecta; Diptera; Tephritidae
Gene: clumsy
Product: glutamate receptor ionotropic, kainate 2
Exons: 15
Coding region: 170-3466 (1098 amino acids)
Biological process (GO): monoatomic ion transport; modulation of chemical synaptic transmission; synaptic transmission, glutamatergic
Cellular component (GO): postsynaptic membrane; plasma membrane
Molecular function (GO): transmitter-gated monoatomic ion channel activity involved in regulation of postsynaptic membrane potential; glutamate-gated receptor activity
Source: RefSeq, a predicted model, not a curated record
UAAUGCAACGGUUGGUAAAAAUUUUUAAAGUGCGCGUAGUGCAAAGGCAAACAUCUUAAAUAAAUACAAAAAUUAAGUGCAUUUUUGGGCCGAAAAAUUUUCAAUUCUCUACUUUAGUGCUUCGCUGGAAAUAUGUAUGCUAGUUUUUAAAUUGUGAAAAUUUACUUCAAUGAAAAUUUCUUUGGUGCAUUUAAUUUUCGCGCUACUUUGCGCCAUCGCCCACACCGCCGACCGGCCACAAUUCAAUGUCGGAAUAAUUUUCGCUAGUAGAAAUGAUGACACCGAAAUCGCCUUCCUCACCGCCAUCGAACGCGCCAAUGUAGUUGAGCGCAGCUUCGAAUUGGUGCCCAUUGUGGAGUACGCCAAUACCGAUGAUAGUUUUAUUGUGGAGAAAACAGUCUGCAAAUUGAUUGCGCAAGGCGUUAUUGCUAUUUUCGGGCCCAACACAGCAGGCGGUACAGACAUAGUUACCAACAUAUGCAACACGCUCGAUAUACCGCACAUAGUUUUCGAUUGGUCGCCCAGUGAGUCGCUUUCCGAUCGCGAGCACACUUCCAUGACACUCAAUGUGCAUCCGAAUAAUAUUUUGCUUUCACGCGGCAUGGCUGAGAUAUUACAAAGUUUCAAUUGGCGCAGUUACACCAUCGUCUAUGAAACGGAAAAGGAGCUGCAACAAUUACAAGACGUGCUGCAGGUGGGUGAACCCGAAAAUAAUCCAACAACGUUACGCCAAUUGGGUGAGGGCCCCGAUUAUCGUCCAUUUCUGAAGAAUAUAAAAUUGUCUAGCGAUAACUGUAUGAUACUGCACUGCGCGACGGAGAACAUUUUGAGCGUUUUAAGGCAAGCUGAUGAGUUAAAAAUGUUGGGUGAAUAUCAGAGCGUUUUCAUCACCGCACUCGACACACACACACAGGACUUCAAAGAAUUGCUCUCAGUUUCAGCCAAUAUUACCACUAUACGAUUAAUGGAUCCCACCGAUUAUAAGGUGAAGAAUGCGGCACAUGAUUGGGAGGAACGUGAAAACCGUGAGAAACGUUAUUAUCGUGCUGACCCAUCAGUAGUUAAGACAAAUAUGAUCUUGGCUAAUGAUGCUGUUGCCAUGUUUGCAAAAGGGCUUGCUGAGCUGGAUAUUGUCGAGAAGCUUAGUCCACCGAAAUUGGAGUGUCGUAAAAACCGCGCUUGGCCGCAUGGGAAACGCAUCAUUGAGUUCUUGAAAGCGCGUCCCCUAGAAGGCGCCACAGGUCGCAUCGGUUUCAACCAGCACGGCGAACGAAACUUCUUUACUCUACGCUUUAUGGAAUUCACACCCAGUGGUUUUCUGGAAUUAUCUACUUGGGAUCCGGUAAAUGGCUUAGAUUCAGUUGAAAAAGAGGAUGCCAGUGAGAAGCGUGUAGGUGAGAAGCUUUCGAAUAAAACUUUCAUAAUCACGUCGCGUAUUGGUGCGCCUUUCUUGUUGGAUCGAGAGCCAAAAGAUGGCGAAAUACUUCAGGGCAAUGCGCGUUAUGAAGGCUACUCAAUGGAUUUAAUUGAUGCCAUAGCCAGACUGCUGAAUUUCAAAUAUGAAUUCGUGUUAGCGCCAGAUGGUAAAUACGGUAGUUUUAAUAAACUAACUGAAAGCUGGGAUGGACUGGUGAAGCAGCUUUUGGAUGGCAAUGCCGAUCUGGGCAUUUGCGAUCUGACCAUGACCUCAGCGCGUCGCCAAGCUGUCGACUUCACACCACCCUUCAUGACACUGGGCAUUAGUAUCUUAUACGCUAAGCCCGAGCAGCAACCGCCAGAUCUAUUCUCUUUCCUCUCACCAUUUUCUUUGGAUGUAUGGGUUUAUAUGGCCACCGCUUAUUUGGGUGUGUCGCUAUUGAUUUUCGGUCUAUCACGCAUGGCGCCCGCAGACUGGGAGAAUCCACAUCCCUGCAAGGAACCAGAAGAGGUGGAAAAUCCUUGGUGCAUGUCGAAUACGACAUGGUUGGCAGUCGGCUCCAUCAUGGGUCAGGGAUGUGAUAUAUUGCCUAAAGCUGCUUCGACACGCCUCGUUACCGGCAUGUGGUGGUUCUUUGCCUUGAUGAUGUUGAACUCCUAUACCGCUAACUUGGCUGCCUUUUUGACAAUGUCGAGGAUGGAGAGUUCGAUUAAGAGCGCCGAAGAUUUGGCGACUCAAAGUAAAAUUAAAUAUGGCACUUUAUUGGGCGGCAGCACAAUGGGUUUUUUUCGGGACUCCAAUUUCACCACCUAUCAACGCAUGUGGACUGCCAUGGAAACAGCUCGUCCUUCGGUAUUUACCAAAAAUAAUGACGAAGGCAAGGAUCGCGUACUCAAGGGCAAGGGACUUUAUGCUUUUCUAAUGGAGUCGACUACACUGGAGUAUAUAAUUGAACGUGAUUGUGCUCUAAUGCAAGUGGGCGGUUGGUUGGACUAUAAAACCUAUGGCAUUGCAAUGCCGUUUAAUUCCCCAUAUCGCAAGCAGAUUAGCGGCGCUGUGUUGAAGCUUGGUGAAUCGGGUACGCUGUCCGAAUUGAAGCGCAAAUGGUGGAAGGAGAUGCAUGGCGGUGGUUCGUGUUCGCAAACGGAGAGCAGCAGUGAUGACACUCCCGAAUUGGAUUUGGAGAAUGUGGGUGGUGUAUUCUUGGUGCUGGGCAUUGGUCUACUCACUGCUAUUCUUAUCGGGAUGUGUGAAUUUUUGUGGAACAUUAAAGCGGUAGCGAUUGAAGAAAAGAUCUCUCUCUCGGAGGCCUUUCAAUCUGAACUCUUAUUCGCCUUACGCUUCUGGAUACAAACUAAACCAGUACACAUCGCAUCGACCAGUAGUGGCGGUUCUUCCUCCUCCUCAUCCUCCUCGUCCAAGUCUUCCAAGUCCACUAAAUCGUCCUCUUCCUCCUCCACCUCAUCAAAGCGCUCUAAACACUCAUCAAAAUCCUAUGCCCGCUCCUUCUCUCACAGCUCGAAAAGUAUCACGAAUGACAAGCACGAUCAGGAGAAGGAUAGGUUGUCUGUGCAUGAUAAGCUGCGUAAGAUCAGCUCUAUGUUUUCACUGAAGUCUGCACGAUCCGAACCAUCUGUGAAUAACAUACACUUAGAAGCGCAACCAGCAUUGAAAAGCAACGAUCACCACCCCAACAAUCACAAUCAUGCCACAAUUCGCAAGAGCACGCAAAUGGUACGCGAGGUGGCUCAGCAGACGACACCAAUCUCAGAUGAGCAGUCGGAUGAGGAAGAGGAGAAGGAACAACAGCAGCAGCAGGAGGAGGUGGAAGAGCAGCCAGUCGAGCAGUCAGCACCGCAACCGCAUCAUCACCAUCGCCACCACCAUCAUCAUAGACAUCACAACCACAAUCACAAUCACAACCACAACCACCAUCAUCAGGAUCAGCAACCAGAUGGCGAUCAGCCGGAUAUGCAGCUGAUCGAGCGCACUCAAAACGGAAAAGUUGGUCGUAAUGGAUAUGCUGGCUUUGGUAAUGCAGAAGUAUGAAAAGGAAGUCUAUGUGAAUGGCAACUUCUAUAGAUUUUGGAAAUUUUUGCGCUUAUUAGUAGAAUGUUUUAUCAAAUUUUAUCGUAAUUAAAAACGAAUUAUUUAUCUACCUCUCCACUAUUGCAAAUCCCAACUUACCCACAUAAGUAUAUUUAAUUGUUAAUUCUUUUAAUGCUCUUUAUAACAGGAAAGUAUU